CUAGCACAGAACACUGUACUAGUGCUUUUGACAGUUAUGUGGUUAUGUGUGGUCGUGUGGUAUUGUCAUGGUAUUGUGCGUCUCUGUGACCAUUCGUAUGCGUGACACCCUGGUACCUCAACCAUAUAUGCCUCAGCGCCGUCUUCCGUCUCCAACAGCUUACAUAAACUUUGUGUCACGUUAAAAGCGACACAUCGGCUCAUCAAGCGACAAUGAACGAGCCCCGCUACACGUGCCAACUAUGCAAAUACAGCUGCAAUAGUCCUGAAGCCGAGCGAAAUCAUUUGGAAACAAAGAAACAUUUUGUAGAAUUUCUAAAAUACUACCUUUGGGAGCACGAGGACUUUCUUGUGGCAGACAAAAGAAAAGUGAAGAUAUCAUGCCAAGAAAUUGUAGACUGUAUACCAGCAAUCGCCUUUCGGCUGAUGCCAAACCAGGAAUUAAAGUUGACAUUGCAUGUAAGCCUGGCUGAGGAUUCUCCAUCCAGGGUGUUUCUGCAGGUUUGCACAUUUCUUCACCAGACCAAAGUGUUUGUGCUUGAAGAUGAGGCUGGUGUAUGCACAGGACAUGCUCAGGUGCCCAUUGAAGCCGGCACAGCAUACAGCAUUGUCCUGCAGUGCCUUGCACAGCAACAAGGGAGAGUUCGGAUACCGUUGGCAUUCAAAUUUCAGGAGGACAAUCCCAAUAAAAGGCUGUUCACUAUAGUCAGAUACAUUGAUGCUACCAUCUGGGAAGAUGGAGGAGAUAACCUGGAGCCAGUGGAGCCCUACACGUUUGUUGUUCCAUUGCCCCAGUUGCCUGACUCAGACCGCAUCAUUCCUGGGAAGCGUCCUAAGAGUAAUAAUAUUCAGGAGCUGGAGCGAAAAAAGCCACUUGCUCAGUAUAUUCUUGAUGAGCAGCUUGUGGAGUUCCAGAAGCAUGAACUUCAGGAGUGGGACGGCAUGGAUGACGACAUGUUGAAACUACUCAUCUUUAUCAAAAAACAUUUAGAUGACCCGAUUUCUGCAGACACGUAUUGGGGCCGCUUCUCUACUCUUUUAUACUUGGAGGAAAUCCAGAUGCAAACUGACAUCCGAAAGUAUGACAUGCUUGGCGCCCAACUCAAUCCUUGUGCAACGCAGACCGAUAUGUACGUUUUGGAGGUUCCAGGCUUAGUAGAAGGCCGCCCAUCUGUAUUGAAAGGAGACAACAUCUUUGUGCGUAUUUCAAGUGAACAGUGUGAACCAUCGAGUCAAGUGAUGGAAGUGUUGGAGUAUGAAGGCUUCGUUUUUGAGUCAAGAAAAGGUUCCCUCCUUAUCAGUUUUUGUGAACGAUUUGAAAGGAUGUACGUGAGAGGAAUGAAAUUUGAUGUACGAUUCACUUACAACCGACUGCCUUUGCGACUGAUGCACCGUGCAAUAGGCAUGCUUGAAAAAGUUGACUUAUGGAGCUUUGUUCUUCCAAAGUGCACCUUUGCAUCACAGCCCAGCCUAAAGAUUGGCCGACUUCAGCUCUUCAACCAGAAAAUAGCAUCCAACCCAGAGCAGUUUACAGCUGUGAAGAACAUUCUUCUUGGCCUGCACCGACCUUAUCCGUACCUCUUGUUUGGCCCUCCAGGCACGGGAAAAACUGUGACUCUUGUAGAAGCACUAAAGCAGGUCUGCACCCUGAUUCCAUCAAGUCACGUUCUUGUUGUGGCACCUUCAAAUAGUGCUUGUGAUGUCCUUGCCGAGCGGCUCAUAGACCACAUGUCAUCUACAGAAGUCUUCCGCAUGUAUUCAGCAUCUGUGCACCCAACUAAUAUGUCCAAGAAAUUGGUGAAAGUCUCAAACUACAACCAUGCUGAGAAGGUGUUCAUCUAUCCAUGCUCUGAACAGCUAAUGAGAUACAAAGUUAUUGUGGCGACAUUGGCAUGCACUGGCAAGCUGGUGACAGCUGACUUUGCAUUGAACCAUUUCACGCACAUCUUCGUGGAUGAGGCAGGGCAAUCUCUGGAGCCCGAGUGCCUGAUCCCUGUCGUUGGGCUCAUGUCACCCUGGGACCCGAAAAAGAGGGGUCCAGGUGGCCAUUUCAUCCUGGCUGGGGACCCCAAGCAACUGGGACCUGUCAUCCGGAGCCGGCUAGCACAGCAUUAUGACCUUGAUAUUUCUCUUCUGGAGCGCCUUAUGGACUGUGGGCCAUAUCAACGCAUGGAGAAUGGCUACUACAACCCACAGAUGCUAACCAAGCUGCUCAAAAACUUCAGAAGUCAUGAAGACAUCAUUGAAGUCCCAAACAAGUUGUUUUAUGAGAAUGAAUUGCAGGUGUACGGGGAUGAGGUGAUCACACACAGCAUGGUCAACUGGGAGGAGCUGCCUCGUAAAGGCUGCCCACUCAUCUUCCACAGUGUAUUGGGUCGAGAUCUUAGGGAAUCUUCGUGCCCAUCAUACUUCAAUCCUGAGGAAAUUAAGGUGGUCGUCAACUACGUGGUCUCUCUGCUGCAAGGGAAAAGUGGCCUUGGUGUCCAGAUAAAAGGAAAGGACAUUGGCAUCGUGUCCCCCUACCGAAAGCAGGUCUUAAAAAUCAGAUCUGUGUUGGAAAAACGUGGAAUUGAUGGAGUAACUGUGGGCUCUACUGAAGAAUUCCAAGGCCAAGAAAGGCUAGUCAUGAUCAUCUCAACAGUUCGGAGUGAUAGCAAUCUUCUGCAGAAUGAUUUUAGGCACCGCCUAGGUUUUCUGAAGAAUCGCAAGAGAUUCAAUGUAGCUGUCACGAGAGCAAAAGCUCUGCUGAUCAUUGUUGGCAACCCAUACACUCUGAGGUCUGAUCACUGCUGGAAAAGACUCAUCGAGCUGUGUCGCAAGAAGGGGGCCAUGAAAGGUGUGGAAUACAAUGAUGGUGAUGAGCACAUCCUUGACCUUGAGAACCGCUUUGCAAAAGCAGGAAUCGGAGAGUGCCUGUCACCAGAAGAUCAACUUAUCUUCCAAGGGAAAAUUCCAAUUACACAAAAGACUUUGCAAGAAGAGCCACAAUGGAGGGAGGAGCUGUGAUCAGAGUUUUCACCAAGCACAAGUGGUCUCGGUAGAUUUUACUAUUUGAAAACAGCCUUUGAAUAUUUUUUAAUGGUGUCGCUUCCAACUUCUGCAAAACAGGCCAACAUUCUUGGUCCUGGGUUGUUCGUGUUUAUCCUUUAUCCAUUUAUAACAUUUUAUUGCAUUAAAUAUUAGUAAAACAUA
Dermacentor andersoni is the source of this 3191-nucleotide messenger RNA. RefSeq names its product putative helicase MOV-10. Gene Ontology annotation, molecular function: RNA binding; 5'-3' RNA helicase activity. Lineage: Eukaryota; Metazoa; Arthropoda; Arachnida; Ixodida; Ixodidae. The record is from RefSeq and is a predicted model, not a curated record.